GAGGAUUUUUCCUCGAGCAAAGCAAAUUUUUCUACUUUUUCCUUUCUGUUUUUCCUGCUUUCUUCUCUGUUUCAAUUAUUUCUGGUUUUCUGGGACCAAACAAGUUUGGUUUUUAUACUUCCAUUCUUUCGUUCUGUAAAACCCUAAUUUCAGGGAUCAAAUCAAAUACGAAGCAACCGAUCAUUUAUACCAAUUGCAAUUGUAUAAUAAACAAAAAAUGGUGUCGGCGAACAAGGACAUGGUGGCUUACUGCUUCGAUACUCUCCUCGCUCACUACAACACCGACCAACCUCCUCCCCCUGCUUUCGACGACGGCCAGCAUCCAUUGUUUGUUACUUGGAAGAAAGUGAUGAAUGGUGCUGAGCCUCGUUUGCGUGGAUGCAUAGGAACACUAGAAGCUCGGGGCUUGAUUAAUGGCUUCAGGGACUACGCCCUAAACAGUGCUUUGAAGGACCGGAGGUUUCCUCCAAUACAGGCUAAGGAAAUACCUUAUUUGGAAUGCACAGUUUCCAUUCUGACUGAUUAUGAAACUGCUAGUAACUACCUUGAUUGGGAGAUUGGAAAACAUGGUAUAAUUAUUGAGUUUACUGAUCCUGACUAUAACACAAGGCGCAGCGCUACGUACUUGCCUGAGAUUGCUGCCCAUGAAGGUUGGACAAAAACCGAAGCAAUUGACUCGUUGAUGCGGAAAUCUGGUUACAAUGGGAGCAUCACUGAGUCGCUUCGGAACCGUAUACGGUUGACCCGCUACCAGAGCUCCCUAUGCACGAUGGACCAUAAUGACUAUGUUUCCUAUGUCAAGGAAACCAGAGGGGGAGCUCCCUGUGUAGUUGGUGUUAACUCUGGCAGCCGCUGAACAAACAUGAACUAUUCCGAAAGAAAGCAUUUGGGGUUGGAGUGGAUUUGUUUGCUGUUCCAGUGCAGACCGCAAUAAUGUUGUACUUGUAAAAACUUGUAACUCAUUUUCCCAGAAACUAGUGCAUAUUUCAUGUGUAA
Molecule: messenger RNA, 996 nt
Organism: Pyrus x bretschneideri (Chinese white pear)
Lineage: Eukaryota; Viridiplantae; Streptophyta; Magnoliopsida; Rosales; Rosaceae
Exons: 5
Coding region: 218-856 (212 amino acids)
Source: RefSeq, a predicted model, not a curated record